Molecule: messenger RNA, 874 nt
Organism: Thamnophis sirtalis
Lineage: Eukaryota; Metazoa; Chordata; Lepidosauria; Squamata; Natricidae
Source: RefSeq, a predicted model, not a curated record
UCUAAGGCAUUGACAUAGUGUCUGUCUUCAUGUGCAGUUGGGUACUUCCCACUCUCUUCUAUGAAAGAAGUCAGAAGUAAUUUUAUUGCUAUGUGAUGCAGUUAUUUUUGUGUUAUAAUUAUAGAACACAAUUCCAUCUAUUUAACAGUAACAAACAGGCCUGUUUUAAGAUUAUUCAACUUUUAGAAUGUUUUGUGUCUGUGAACCAUAUUUUAAUAUGAAUACAGAUCACACGACAGAAACAUAAUUGUCAGGAUAAACAUGAAUGUAUAUUGUCUCUUUGCUUUCAUAGCUCUUUGCUUAUCUCACAGUUUUUUUUUAAUAAUUGAAGGAUCCCAAACUGCUUUCAAUGGCCUAUUCUGCUGUUGGAAAACUUUCCAGCCGAAUACCUCAACUGUUUACCAAGGAUCUUGCACUGGUCCAACAAUUUUUUGAAGCUCUUUCUAAGGAAGACCCUGAUACCAGACUAGCUAUUCAGGAAGCUCUAUCCAUGAUGGUUGGUGCAUACACCAGUUUAGAAGGAGCACCUCGUACUCUCAUGGAGGCACUUGUAGCCUCUAACCUAAUCAAGCCUCAAGUCCAAGUCCGCCAAGUAGCUGUAAAAUUUGCCAGCACAGUGUUUCCUUCUGAUCACAUUCCUUCACGAUACUUGCUACUUCUAGCUGCAGGAGAUCCGCGGGAAGAAGUACAUGGAGAAGCACAACGUGCUCUGAGAACAUUUCCUGGUAAAAAUGAAAAGGAAAGUGCUGAUAAACAGAUGCCUUCAUUCCCAGAAAUGGUUCAAUAUAUUCAAGAGAAGGUACAGGACUUCAGCUUAAACCUCUGUGUAAUACUAUGGUACACACUGUUCAAAGUAUAGCCAUAAUACCGAACU